This is a messenger RNA of Etheostoma cragini (Arkansas darter), 1969 nucleotides long. Its product is annotated as nucleolar protein 9. The transcript is spliced from 12 exons. Gene Ontology annotation, molecular function: RNA binding. Lineage: Eukaryota; Metazoa; Chordata; Actinopteri; Perciformes; Percidae. Gene Ontology annotation, cellular component: preribosome, small subunit precursor; 90S preribosome; nucleolus. The record is from RefSeq and is a predicted model, not a curated record. The coding region runs from base 134 to 1966 and encodes 610 amino acids. Gene Ontology annotation, biological process: endonucleolytic cleavage in ITS1 to separate SSU-rRNA from 5.8S rRNA and LSU-rRNA from tricistronic rRNA transcript (SSU-rRNA, 5.8S rRNA, LSU-rRNA); endonucleolytic cleavage in 5'-ETS of tricistronic rRNA transcript (SSU-rRNA, 5.8S rRNA, LSU-rRNA); endonucleolytic cleavage to generate mature 5'-end of SSU-rRNA from (SSU-rRNA, 5.8S rRNA, LSU-rRNA).
GUCAUCACCACGCGUCCAAAACACAGGUCUACGGUCUUCACAUCUGGCACUCAGAAGAUCAAACUGAGCAUCCCAUCUAACCAGAAAGACCCAGGCAUUCCACUUGUAACCUGCAUGCUGUAAGGUCCAAGCUAUGUUGACAAAAACAGAGGAAAGGAAGCCCACGAAAGGAGAAGGAAAGAAGAGGAAGCAUCCCGGCGAAGAUGGAGAUGGAGGAGAAAGCAAGAGGAGGGAAGGUGAAGAAGGAAAAGGGGGUCAGGGAGACGGUGGCAGGAAGCGUCUGGACGCCCUGAGUGUGGGCUAUUUCCGCCGAGUUGGGGAAAGACUCAGUGAAGGCUUUGAAGAUAAUGAGGACAGAGAGAUGUUUGUGGAAAACGUCCUGACAGAAGUGAGAGGUAAAGCUACGGUGGUGUCGAUGGACCAGACGGGAAGCAUCACCCUGCAGCGGCUGCUCCCACUGUGCAGCCCUGACCAGGUGGCCACGGUGCUGGCUGAACUGGGUGGAGAAUUAGGGUCCGAGUUCAAAACGGUUUCUUGUGAUCGGUGCGGCGGCCACGUAGUGGAGAGUGCAGUCAGACAGAUGUCCAGGUGCAUAGAGUCGUCUGCCACCGCAGAAGAAGAAGAGGAGAGUUGUGGAGUGUUGGAUGCCCAGGUGUUGUCUUUAAGUAAGGCGGUGAGAGACAACAGCGAAGAGUUCAUCAAACAUGUCCAUGGCUCACACGUGGUCCGCACACUUUUACACGUGCUGGCCGGCUGUCUCGGACCAGCCCGCACUGAGACUCGUCCAGGUGCAAAAGAACGCAACGUCGCUCCACAGUUGACAGACUUUGAGAUUCCCACCGCAUUUUGGUACGAGCUGAAAAGUCUUACAGACACCUUGAUGGACAACGUUAAUCUAAGUGUGAUUGAUGCGGUUGCAAGUGUCGUGUUCCAGACCAUGUUGACUGUGUGUCACAGAAAGCGGCCUAAACUUUGCAAACAGCUCCUCAAACGCAUCAUGGAGUACCUGACAAGUCGCAGUGCUGCUCCAGGAGUGAGUCCACUUCUGGUCUUUCUCAAAGACAAGGCCUCCAGUCACCUCAUUGAGACAAUAAUACAGCUAUCCCACAAGUCCCUUCUCCGGGACCUCUACAAGAACCACCUCAAGGGUCAGCUGGUUGACUUGGCCCUCCAUUCCAUUGCCAACUUCCCCAUACAGAGGCUAACCGCAGCCUCGGCCAAAUACAAACUGUUCCUGAAGUUGUUUGAUGAGCUGAUCCAAGGCGUGGAGGCCAUCUUGGCUGCGGGUCACAUGGGUGUGAUUGUCCAACUGGCUGAGAGCUGUGCAGAAAGUGGAGAGAAACAGGAGGAUAUGAUGCAGUGCCUCCUCCAUGCGUUCCACUGUGCCGAGCCCGGCUCUCGACACGUCAGCUGCCUCCCUCUCUUCAUGUCCCUGAUCACCUAUGAGGUGUAUUACCACUCUGACACAGCAGAGGGCAACAUACAGACAGAGGUCCCUCUGUCAUCCAUCUGUUACCACGGCUCCCGGCUGGUCCAGGCGCUGACCAAGUUCAAGGAGCGCUCACUCCUCCUCAGCAGCCUGCGCACUCUGAGCCCCGCUGACCUCCUGACGCUGGCUUCUGACCCGUCGGGCAGCCACGUCCUCCAGGCCCUCAUCACCUCAUCCAGUGACAAGGGCAGAGGCAAAAUCCUCAAGAGACUGGAGGGCCAGUAUGUUCCAAUGGCCUGCUCCAGGCUGGGUAGUCGGGUGCUGGAAGCCAUAUGGAACAGUGCGACAGUCAGUCACAGGCAAAGCAUUGCACAGGAACUAGUGCUGGGUGAAAGCCAGCUGAGGUCGGAUCAGUUUGCUCGCCAUGUGUGGGCCAAAUUUGCCCUUUCCCACUUCAUACACAGAAGAGCUCAUUGGCAGGAAAUACAGACAGGCGAGUCCAAGAAGCGGAAGCUGUUCAGUGACAUCCUUGAGUAAAAA